Melanotaenia boesemani (Boeseman's rainbowfish) is the source of this 2399-nucleotide messenger RNA. It is a transcript of the gene cnot7, whose product is annotated as CCR4-NOT transcription complex, subunit 7. The record is from RefSeq and is a predicted model, not a curated record. Gene Ontology annotation, cellular component: P-body; CCR4-NOT core complex; CCR4-NOT complex. Bases 180 to 1040 code for a protein of 286 amino acids. The transcript has 7 exons. Gene Ontology annotation, molecular function: poly(A)-specific ribonuclease activity; nucleic acid binding. Lineage: Eukaryota; Metazoa; Chordata; Actinopteri; Atheriniformes; Melanotaeniidae.
GCCUGUGUCGCUAGUUGCUCGUCUCUUUAUUUUCUCGCACACACUCAUAUUAAUUUGUCCAACUAGCUGUUAACCUGAGAAGUGUAUUGAAAGUGUAGAUAGCCCGCUGUCCACUGCUCCCUCAACUCGUGUCAGAAACUAGUACAACUGAAACCUGCUAGUCAUUAAUAGGUGGCACUAUGCCCGCAGCUACUGUGGAUCACAGCCAAAGAAUAUGUGAGGUUUGGGCCAACAAUCUGGAGGAGGAGCUGAAAAGGAUCAGACAUGUCAUCAGAAAAUACAACUACAUUGCAAUGGACACAGAGUUCCCAGGUGUUGUAGCCAGGCCGAUUGGUGAGUUCAGAAGCAACGCUGACUAUCAGUACCAGUUACUGCGCUGCAAUGUGGAUUUGCUCAAGAUAAUACAGCUGGGCCUCACAUUUAUGAAUGAGCAAGGAGAAUACCCUCCAGGGACAUCGACAUGGCAGUUCAAUUUUAAGUUUAACCUCACAGAAGAUAUGUAUGCACAGGACUCCAUUGAGCUCCUGACCACUUCAGGGAUUCAGUUCAAGAAACACGAGGACGAAGGCAUUGAGACACUUUACUUUGCAGAGUUGCUGAUGACAUCUGGAGUGGUGCUCUGUGACGGAGUCAAGUGGCUUUCUUUUCACAGCGGUUAUGAUUUUGGAUAUCUGAUCAAGAUUCUGUCCAAUGCCAACCUGCCUGAGGAGGAAGUGGACUUCUUUGAGAUUCUCCGCUUGUACUUUCCAGUCAUUUACGAUGUCAAGUACCUCAUGAAGAGCUGUAAAAACCUGAAGGGUGGGCUGCAGGAAGUAGCUGAGCAACUGGAGCUGGAGAGGAUUGGACCACAGCAUCAGGCCGGCUCUGACUCUUUACUCACAGGCAUGGCUUUCUUCAAAAUGAGAGAGAUGUUCUUUGAGGAUCACAUCGAUGAUGCAAAGUACUGUGGCCACUUGUACGGGCUCGGCUCGGGCUCCGCCUACGUCCAGAACGGAACAGGAAACGCUUACGAAGAGGAGGCUAACAAGCAGCAGUCGUGACAUCACUCCGAAACUCUCUCCCAUCCCACAGCUCACAUCCAUAUCAGCGAGGCCAAGCUCCAGCAUCCGGAUGACAAGAUAACAGAAGAACAAAAAGCAUCUUGCAUCUGCAUCACUUAGCAAUUUGUUUCUUAUAGGCUUUCCUCACUUUAGACAAGUAAACAUGAUGGUCAGAAGAAUCCUAACUGUCCUCACCCAUGCUGCAGCUGCAUGUGUGAGAGUUUAUUGUUUUAUUCCUACGAGGCAGCAUAGACCGUGUGGUUGGUUCAGUUCAAUUUAACAUGCUUGAAAAGAUGGGAUUUUAGUUCUAAAAGUGUUCUGUAGAAAUGUUUUGCACUUUAAAAGCUCUAACCUGAUUUUAUAUGGAAAGCUGAAGACAUUUUCUAGUGUCCGUCUCCUCUUUGUUGCCUUCUGUGCUCCCAUUUUACAUUGUGAACAUGUGAAUCGUUGCCAUCACAUCUGAAGUUCUCACCACACUCAGCCUUAAUAGUAGCUGCAUUCUUCUCUUUUUAAUUUUUAAUUUAUUGUGCCGGUUAUGUGACAUUGAGUCAUCGCCCCAAAGUUCCUGACAGCUGUCUCUGGUUGUGUUUACCUGCACUUGAAUCUUUAAGAUUUUGCUCAUUUGUUCCUCUGAAGAGAAUGUUUGUAACCACCUGAAUAAGCUGUCAUUUCACUGUGAAAACCACCAAUGCAUUCUGAAUCUAGAACGGGAUGCAGAAAUCAAGCAAACACUAAUUCUCUACUACCAGUUGCUUUUGUCCUUUCAGCAUUUGAUUAUACUCAGAUAAGUAGCACACGAGGAUAUAAGUUGUAUGUAUCCAGAUGCAUACAAAUAGCUUUCAUUGGAGGAAUGUGGACUGUCUGUGUAAACACCCUCAACUCGAGCAAACAUGGACCGAUGCAUCAGCUUCACUUGGCAAAUCAGCCAGUGACUUACCAGCUGAGGUUACCCCUAAACUACUCUGUUGAGAGUAGAUUUUUGUUUUAAUUUAAGUGAAGGUUUUGUAAAGUUUUAGUGUAAUAAAAGAGGGAAAGUAAAAAUUGCUCCUUGGAGCAAUAACAUUGCUCAUUAACACUCCCCCCCCCCCCCCCAGUUAGAUGGUUUUGCUUUAGAAAGGACCCUUAUAUGUUUUUUUUUUUAAUCUUCAUGCUGUGUUGAGUAGCAUCCUGAACUUGCAUAGGUGUGUGUUGAAGUGUAGGUUGCCAUCUUGAAUUAACCCUCCCUCAAACACUCGAGACAUUUUCUUUCUGCAGCUCAUCUCCCACACCGUAAAGGAGUAAAACGAAUAUGCAAUAUAAGAGAGGAAUGUUUUUAGAUUUCUUUUGUAAAUAAAGGCUUGAAAUUUUUCUACCAUGAAA